AUGAGUCGGUCUUUGCCUCAACGCAAGAAUCCUCUGAUCGCGCCCGAAAAUGCUCCUUCAUACAGUGACCUCGUGUCGCGCCGACGGCUGGGCAAGACGAAACUCGCGGUCAAGCCUCAGCAAGUCGGCACAUCCAACGCGACGCAGCCGCAGAAUCUCGGUCCGUUUGAAUAUGCGCACCUUCGCGCCCCGCUGCCCUCUGAUCUGAAGGGAUCGGAGAUAUUCGCCGUCCAAGGCACGCAGCCGCACCCCGAGACCUACUUUCUUAUGCGCCGCAGCUCUGAUGGCUUCUGCUCCGCGACCGGCAUGUUCAAGAUCGCCUUCCCCUGGGCGACGCAUGCUGAAGAGAAGCAAGAGCGCGAGUACCUCAAGACAAUCGAUGUCACUAGUUCUGACGAAGUCGCUGGCAACAUCUGGGUCAAGGAGCAAGCAGCGCUAGAUCUGGCCGAGGAGUAUGGCCUCACAGAAUGGCUCAAGGCGCUCCUUGAUCCAGCAGAGAUUACACAGACCCCGACCUCGGCAAAGAAGCAGCCUAUCGCCGCGCCACCAAAAUUUGAAGUGAAUGCCAGUGCGCUCGACAGCAACCCGAAGCUCGCGCCAAAGGGCCGAGGACGUGGUGGUGGCAGCACCCGUUUGCGCUCCGCUUCUCCGUCUAAAAUCGCCAGUCCUGUGAAGCCACAGGCCUCCCCACGGAAGCGUCAGACGAAAGCGCAGAAGGAAGCCGCUAUCGCCAAUGCCAACGCUGCCAGUGCUUCUUUACAGAACGCUCUCGAUGAUGCGGUUUCCAAUGCAGGUGCUGGCGACGGAUCGGUUGUUGAUUCCCAGCAAGAGUCGACACCGGCGACAUCUCCUGCCCCUACCAGUACAUCCGGCGGUGGGAACGUCAAAGUCGACAUCGAACAAGAAGUUGAGCACCGUGGCAAGAACAUAGAGGUUACGAAAACGAACGUUACGGUCGAGAUGCCUGCAGAAGCGCUCAAUCCGGCCGCUCCUACAGAUACCGAGGGCGCGCUCGAUGCAGCUAAAGAGAUCGUUGAGAAGGUCGUGCAGCUUGAAGCGUCGAGUUCUCUGAAGGUCAACAACAAGAAGAGGAAGUUUGACGACGUAGACGCAAGCGAUUUAGAUAAAGAGCUACCGCAGCAGGCCGCAAAGAGGGCACGAGUGCUUGAGGAGGGACUCAAGAGGGAGAAGGUCCGGAACCGAGCAUUGGUCGGGGUCGCGGCGACGCUGAGUAUCGCUGCGGCGAUACCGUAUGCUUUCCAGUUCAUUUUCACGGCUUGA
Messenger RNA from Cyphellophora attinorum, 1281 nucleotides. RefSeq lists its product as uncharacterized. Gene Ontology annotation, biological process: meiotic attachment of telomere to nuclear envelope; mitotic telomere tethering at nuclear periphery. Bases 1 to 1281 code for a protein of 426 amino acids. Gene Ontology annotation, molecular function: DNA binding. NCBI's taxonomy places the organism in Eukaryota, Fungi, Ascomycota, Eurotiomycetes, Chaetothyriales, Cyphellophoraceae. The record is from RefSeq and is a predicted model, not a curated record. The transcript is spliced from 4 exons. Gene Ontology annotation, cellular component: nuclear membrane complex Bqt3-Bqt4.